GGGCAUCAUUCGUCGCGAACUGUUCGAGAACCGCAGAUCAAAACACCAAACAACAAUCACCAUGAAAUUCCUGAUUGUCUUCGUCGCCCUCUUCGCCGUGGCUCUGGCUGCUCCUGCCGCUGAGGAACCCACAAUCGUGCGCUCUGAAUCCGACGUUGGACCCGAAAGCUUCAAAUACGACUGGGAAACCUCCGAUGGACAGGCUGCUCAAGCUGUAGGUCAGCUGAACGACAUUGGAACUGAGAACGAGGCUAUCUCUGUGAGUGGAUCCUACCGCUUCAUUGCUGAUGAUGGCCAGACCUACCAAGUCAACUACAUCGCCGAUAAGAACGGAUUCCAGCCCCAGGGUGCUCAUCUGCCCGUUGCCCCCGUGGCCUAAGUGAAAUUGCUUUGACCUUUAGCAAUUUUAAAGCCAUACUAUCCAACUCCUUGUUAAUAGCCCCAAACAUUACCAAACCAAUCCUAUCCCUGUUUUCAAAGGAUGGGAACUAAGUCAACCAGCACCACUUGUUAAAUAUUAAAGGAAUUUAAUUACCUGAACUU
Drosophila melanogaster (fruit fly) is the source of this 543-nucleotide messenger RNA. It is a transcript of the gene Lcp65Ag2, whose product is annotated as Lcp65Ag2. NCBI's taxonomy places the organism in Eukaryota, Metazoa, Arthropoda, Insecta, Diptera, Drosophilidae. The coding region runs from base 62 to 379 and encodes 105 amino acids. Gene Ontology annotation, cellular component: chitin-based extracellular matrix. The transcript has 2 exons. Gene Ontology annotation, molecular function: structural constituent of cuticle; structural constituent of chitin-based cuticle. The record is from RefSeq and is marked reviewed.